UAACAAAUGACUUGAGGCUCAGCCGGGGCGGAGGAGGAGGAUGAGCGUCACGUGCGGCUUCUUCCUCCGCUACACUCAGCUUUUCUGCCUGGCCGCUGCUCCCCUGGGGGGGGGAGAAGGGGGGCGCCCGAAGGGACUGCCCACCCCGUCCCCGCUUCCCCUUUUCAGCCCCUGAUAAAAAUCCCCCGCAGCGACCGGUGAGUCGCUCCAGUUCUUCUGGCGUGGGCGAGAGAUCCCGGAGCGAGCGGCGCUGAGAGAAGCCCUGGACGGGCGCGUCGGUCGUACAAAGGGACAGACGUAAAAAGGCAGCUUUGCAGACAGGAUGAGCUUCUUGUACCUCCUGGGGGUUUUCCUGGCGGUCCUUCCAAGCCUUCAAGCUGGUUCCUCCCUGCGCUUCCUUGCAGUUGGAGAUUGGGGUGGGCUCCCCAAUGCCCCUUUCUACACUGCUCGUGAAGUAGCCGUGGCCAAAGAGAUGGGGCGAACUGUUGCUUCACUGGGAGCUGAUUUCAUCUUAUCUCUCGGAGACAACUUUUAUUACAACGGGGUGACGGAUGUGUACGACAAACGUUUUCAGGAAACCUUUGAAUCUGUUUUCCAAGCACCUUCACUGCGCAAAUUGCCCUGGUAUGUUGUGGCUGGAAACCAUGAUCACUCUGGGAAUGUCUCCGCCCAGAUUGCCUACAGCAAAAUCUCCAAGCGCUGGCAUUUCCCUAAAUAUUACUACAAGCUGAGGUUCAAGGUUCCUGGCAGCAAUACUACCGUUGCAAUCCUCAUGAUCGACACGGUGACCAUCUGCGGUAAUUCAGAUGACUUCCAAAGCGAGCAGCCCUUACGUGCUCAGAAUGCAGGCAUGGCCCGUAGCCAAUUGUCUUGGCUCCGCAAACAGAUGGCCAAUUGCCAGGAUGACUACUUGCUGGUUGCGGGGCACUACCCAGUGUGGUCUGUGGGGAAGCACGGCCCCACUGAAUGCUUGGUCAAGCAGCUCCAGCCAAUGCUAUUGAAGUACAAGGCCACUGCCUACCUGUGUGGCCACGAUCACAACCUGCAGUAUCUACAGGACAAAGGUGGCAUAGGCCAUGUGCUAAGUGGGGCAGGAAACUUCAUGGACGAUUCCAAGCAACACCUUCACAAAGUCCCGAAUGGCUACCUACGCUUCUUCUACGGGCAGCCCUCUUCCCAAGGAGGCUUUGCCUACUUUGAGAUCGAUGGCAAAGAAAUGCGGAUCUUCUAUAUUGAGGCCAGGGGCAAAUCUCUUUACAAGACUUCACUGCCCAGGCGGAGGCUAAACUAAAAUUCAGACGGCGGUUUUGCUAACUUCUGCAUUAGAUGCUGUGACUCAAGAGAGAGAGAAAAGCCCUGGUGGUAUCUCUGGCUCACACACACCCUUGCUUUCCAUUAAGUCAGUGGUUCCCAAACUUGGCAACUUUAAGACUUGUGGACUUCAACUCCCAGAAUUCUCCAGCCAGCAGAGC
Molecule: messenger RNA, 1472 nt
Organism: Thamnophis elegans (Western terrestrial garter snake)
Lineage: Eukaryota; Metazoa; Chordata; Lepidosauria; Squamata; Natricidae
Gene: ACP5
Product: acid phosphatase 5, tartrate resistant
Exons: 5
Coding region: 323-1291 (322 amino acids)
Biological process (GO): bone resorption
Molecular function (GO): ferric iron binding; ferrous iron binding; acid phosphatase activity
Source: RefSeq, a predicted model, not a curated record